Messenger RNA from Durusdinium trenchii, 2166 nucleotides. Lineage: Eukaryota; Dinophyceae; Suessiales; Symbiodiniaceae. The record is from the annotation of a GenBank genome assembly.
UUUUGGAUCAGCGCCGGCUGGCGUCGGGGAAGGGGGUCGGAGCUGCCCGCCGCUGUGUGCGACCUGCGCACAACUUGCGAAGGUGGCAGGUAGCGCAGGCGCAUGCACGAUGUCCCAGCAGGGGUGCCUCAAGGCCCCCGUGGCGGUGCGCACCGGCGUGCCCGGGUGAAGCCUGGCAAAGCGACGCCUGUGGUUUCGCCUUUGUGGAAGACCCGCAUGUGCGAAUUCUGGAAGGCCAACAAGUGCCAAAAGGGAGAGGCCUGUUCCUAUGCUCAUGGCGAGGCCGACCUGCGGCCCUCGCCGGACUUCGAGCGCACGUCGGUCUGCCCGGCGUUCCUUCACCAUGGCCGGUGCGACAAACCCCAUUGCCGCUAUGCGCACUCGGUGGAGGAGCUCCGAGUGGCGCCGAAUUUGCUCAAGAGCAAGAUGUGCAGUUUUUAUUUAUCUGGCCGGUGCGUGGUGGGCAAAGCAUGCCGCUUUGCCCAUGGUGCCGAGGAACUAGAGGAGGCAACCGCAGUCCUGAGCAAAGCCGCACCGCAGGUGGCCCCUCUGGUUGCGGCACACCCGCUGGAGGCGGGGCCGCAGCCUUUGGGCCUCGCGGCGCCGGCGCUCCUGGUGCCGUUGCUGGAAGUGCAGGAGGUGCGAGAGGAGGCGUCACCCGAAGGUCCCUCUCCACCUCGGCAGGUGAUGCCGGAAGCUGAUUUGUCGACUGCAGAGUCAGACCUGAUGACAUGGCCAUAUGACGAGACUUUGAAGCCAAUGGAGCCCAUGAAGGUGGUUGUUGCAGCUGCCUGGGCUGACGAUUUGAACGACUUGAAGGAGACUGGUGAGGCCUUGUCCUCCCUGAAGGAGAGCAAGGGGCCUGGGCGCCCUCGCCCCGAGAAGCGGUCAAGGGCCCAUCGGGUGCUGGUGGAUACAUUAGCCGAUCUCGAACAGUUCCCAACCGCAGUGAUCUCGUCCGUGGCCGUCGACACACAGAAAGAGUCGGAGGAGCACUGUGUGGUGGUGAACACCAGCCCCGGUUUGCUGGAUCUAGGUAGCCGUCACAGAGAAGCCGUGAUAGUGUUGGACAUCGAAGAUGCUAUAGAUGUAUCUGGGCCUCUUGCAGGCUGCGAAAAGUUGGAGUCUCACCUGGUGCAGAUCCACCGGAGGAGCCGCCAUCGGGAGGAAGGCCGCAGAAGCCGCAGCUGUGCGGCCCGUCGGACCCCUGGGUCCCCUCGCGCUUUCCGUGCGCACGGCGAGGGCCAUUCACGAAGGGGUGGAGCACGGCAGUGCUGCGAGGAGGUGUCUGUGCCAGAGAGCUGGUGCCGCAGCCAUGACGCUCGAAAUCCACCCUCGCAGGCGUGCGUCAUUUGCCAGCGGGCCUGUGCCAAGCCGGACCCGCUGAAGCCCUGCGCGGCGUGCAACUGCGGAUAUCGAGUUAUCCAACAAAACACCUUCCUCACAGUUGAGGAAGAAGAUGAGGGCUCCGACGCAGAGAUUCCGAUUCGCCGAACACAGAGCCUGUAGCCCGUGGGCCGUCUCGGUGGCCUGUAGCCAUGCGGGCGCUCGCCACACAUCGACGCCCCAAGGCUUUGCCCUCCAAGUGGAGGGAAAGGUUUCUUCAUUCAAGUGUCCAAGGAAGGAAUUUUUGUUGGGGGGGCCCUAAGUGGAGGGGUGGAGAGAAUUAUGGGAGGAUGUUCCUCGAACCUGUUGAGAGGAAUGCGACCCGGCCUCCGGGAAGGCUUGGUGCCGCAAGCCGCACCUGGGCCGUGUUUCAAGCACUCCAACCCCCGAAGAAGAGGUAAAAAUCCGAGAUCGAGAGCCAAGGAACCUUUGGAACAUGGCUGACUAUGGAUGGGAUGGAUAUGAUAUACAAGUGUCCGAUAGCGUCCGAACUAGUCUUUUGGGAGUAUCGUUCAUACAGUCUGCGGGGAGUUCGAGCUGGAUGGCCAUGAGUGUCGGAAUUGGCCCUCCGUCUCACAGUGCCAGCCAAGCCAAGCUGGUUCAACAGCUGAAUGGAGAGUGACACCGGCUGGAAGAGUGACCCGUUGCGCAUCCGACAGUGCCCCGUCGCACCCGGAGAACAUCUGGGAGCGCCAUAGUCGAGUUGAGGAUCUGUACAGAAUUCACCGGGAAACUGCAAACCUGAGCGAUCAGACCCUGACCACCUGUGGAUGAUCCGGG